Odontomachus brunneus is the source of this 953-nucleotide messenger RNA. RefSeq names its product translocon-associated protein subunit delta (gene Tapdelta). Bases 190 to 699 code for a protein of 169 amino acids. The record is from RefSeq and is a predicted model, not a curated record. The transcript is spliced from 2 exons. Lineage: Eukaryota; Metazoa; Arthropoda; Insecta; Hymenoptera; Formicidae. Gene Ontology annotation, cellular component: endoplasmic reticulum; endomembrane system; membrane.
AACAACAAAACUUCCAUGAUACACGACGAAAACACGAGGUACGCCAAUCUUAUUGACGUGGCUCGCUACAUGGAGUCAAUUGACCGGUUGGAACUUUAGAGUGAGUACGUUGGAGGUUGUGGUGCACUUUCGAGUCUAAACAGUUACGGACAGUUACAAUAGAGUUGCUCGAAAGACAUAACUUACAAGAUGAAUAAAAUUAUUUUCGUGUACGCAUUAGCUAGUGUGAUUUCUAUAAGUUUCGCAGAGACCUGUCAAAGGCCUGAAGUUGUAGCUUCGGCAUAUGUAACGGAAGAUGCAACGGUUCUUACAAACGUUGCUUUCACUACACAAUUUGUGUUAAAGUGCAGCAAUGGAGUGAAGGGAAUUAGUCUGUAUGCAGAAGUUGAAGGCAAAGCGUUACCGGCAGUUAGACUGAGUGCUGACAAUAAAUAUCAGGUAUCCUGGACAGAAGAUAUCAAGAAAGCAAGAUCUGGUGAUUAUAACAUAAAAUUAUAUGAUGAAGAGAAAUAUGCUGCUGUUCGUAAAGCCAUAAGGAAUGGAGAAGAUCCUGACAGCGUUAAACCAUUAGUGGUUGUUGUUCUUAAUAAUCCAGGAGUAUAUCUUGGGCCUUGGGUAAACUCUGAACUCUUAGCUGCUUUCUUGGUUGCCCUUGUAUCUUAUAUGGCAUUUUCUGCAAAGUAUAAACUUUUGUCGUGAGAAAGUAUUUUGUUACUAGUAAAUUUAAAUUUAUGGCAAUAAGAAAAACAUUUCUCCAUAAAAACAAGUUUUUUAUUUAAAAAAUAUAUAAUUUGUAUACUCAACUAUAUAUUUUUGUUGUAUAAAGCACUUGACAAGCUAUAUGAAAAUCAUCUAUAUUUAAAUAUCUACAUUUAUAAUUGCUAAACUUUUCCAUAUGCAUGCAAGUGUAUCACAGUUAAAACUUUUGUAUGAAUAAAACUAUUGUAAAUUUA